UAGAUUUCAUAUUUCAACAUCUCACUAGACGCACAUUCACGACAAUUGGGAGAAGAAAUGUUCAGCUAUAAUCGUAACACCGUUCGGCAAUUGUCAUUAUUUAUAAUGAUAUUUGAUCAAACUACGUCUGCUAUGACCCCAGUCAACAGUCUAGUUACCGAGGCAGCCGCUACCCCGCAAGUUUUUGGGGAAGGCCUUUUGAAAGGAUUAAAUCAUGGAGCUGACAGCAGAUCGAUCAUGCCUCCUCCAAAAUAUCAAAUCAAGGACAUGAAAUUCAACCAACUGGGCCAUUGGGGCCUGCGUGUGCCAAUCUUCUCUUAUGGCGGCGCGUUGAGUGUAGGCUCGGUGGCCACCGGCGCUGCCGUUAAAGAGCUCUUGCAGAUUGCUUGGGAUCAUGGUUGCAAUUACUUUGACACUGCGGAGGGCUAUGCGAAUGGCAAGUCGGAGACCGAGUUGGGCAAGGCUCUCAAAGAGCUAGGUUGGGAGCGGAGCGAGUUCAUGGUGGCCACCAAGAUAUUUUUCGGCACCGGGACUUCACAGGAGCCCAAUGCGCGGGGCCUUUCGCGGAAGCAUAUCAUCGAGGGCCUCAUGGCUUCGUUGAAGCGGCUCCAACUUCGCUACGUCGAUGUGGUGCAUGCCCAUCGACCCGACCCUACCGUCCCCAUAUUCGAGACUGUCUGGGCAUUUGAUUACCUCGUCAGGAAUGGCCAUGCUUUGUACUGGGGUACCAGCGAAUGGAGCGCUCAGCAAAUACAAGAAGCUGUCACUGUCGCUGGGACAAACCUCUUGAUACCUCCAAUGGUUGAGCAACCUCAGUACUCUUUGCUUCACAGGGAACGGUUUGAAGUCGAAUACGAACCAAUCUUCAAAAAUUUGGGAUAUGGGUCGACGAUUUGGUCUCCAUUGAAGGGCGGACUCCUGACAGGAAAAUACAAUGACGGGAUCCCGGCUGGGUCGCGACUCGAGGUCAACAAAGAGUACCUCAAGCACUUGGUGGCCGGGUUGCAGACGGAAGAAGGCCGACUGGAAAUCGAGAAGGUUAAGAAAUUGACUCAGUUAGCUGAGGAUAAGCUUGGCUGCACCGUCGGACAAUUAGCCUUGGCCUGGGCUGCAAGUAAUAAGCGUGUCAGUACCGUUAUCCUCGGCGCGACAAAACCGGAACAGUUAAGAGAGAACUUUGGGGCAUUGAAAAUCAUCGAUAAAUUAACACCUGAGAUCAAGGAAGAAAUCGAAGCAAUUGUGGACAAUGCGCCUACACAUCCUUCCACUUGGGGGAGAUAAUCAAACCAGUUAUAAAAUAUUGCCAAACAUCAAUUCAAACAGCCCAAUCACAGACGGUACUUGUCAAGAUAAGAAAACAUUUGCAUAUCGGUUAUCGCCACGCUUGCUUCACCGUUUGAAAUCUUCCUGUCCAACGGUACUGUAGAUACAUUAUCCUGAGAAUGCUAUGAAGUUGUGAAUGUUUGGUUAUUCUUUCCUCAUUGAUGUAAGUAUCUGGGAAAAAGCGAGUUGGCAGUU
Puccinia graminis f. sp. tritici CRL 75-36-700-3 is the source of this 1518-nucleotide messenger RNA. RefSeq lists its product as uncharacterized. The transcript is spliced from 9 exons. Bases 58 to 1281 code for a protein of 407 amino acids. The record is from RefSeq and is a predicted model, not a curated record. NCBI's taxonomy places the organism in Eukaryota, Fungi, Basidiomycota, Pucciniomycetes, Pucciniales, Pucciniaceae.